Messenger RNA from Planococcus citri (citrus mealybug), 2777 nucleotides. RefSeq lists its product as uncharacterized. NCBI's taxonomy places the organism in Eukaryota, Metazoa, Arthropoda, Insecta, Hemiptera, Pseudococcidae. The coding region runs from base 504 to 2582 and encodes 692 amino acids. The transcript is spliced from 2 exons. The record is from RefSeq and is a predicted model, not a curated record.
ACACGAUUUUAAAAAACGUAUAAAAAUAGAAACACAAUCGAUAUCUGACUGUAAUUAAGUAGGCAUAAUUCAAUUAUAUGUAUGAGGCAACGUUUGCAUAUGUACGUAUGAUUUUUGCAUUUUUCAUCACGAAAUUAUGCUUCAAUUGAACAAUGAUUUUUCCAUAAUUAUUUUAAUUAAAUGAUUACUGAAUGUAUCCAAAUAAUUCAUAAGAAAGUAUUCACAGGCUAUUAUGCAAGUGAAGAAAAUUGGAAGUAUACUCUUAGUCUCUUACAUGUGGUUAGGUUUGCUGUAUAAGACUGAAUUGAUAGGCAUCAGCUCAUAAGUUUAUGGCAAAUAGAUGCUGAGUAUUGAGUUUCUAAUUUAAAUAAUUAUGGAUUAACAUUUUUGGUUCAAGUAUAUUUUGAAUUAAUUCUGCAGCAUGAUUUCAAACUGGACUCCUCUUCCCAACAUCCAUCAUUGAAAGAAACAACGAACCAUUCUGAUUUCUUUUUCGUUGUAAAAUGUACCUAUCUCAAAAAUUACUGAUCACCAUCAUAAUACCAGUAAUUUCGAGCUUAAAUCAGCCUCAAAAUGAUCAAGGAAUAAAAGUCGAAGUCCCACCAGAAUCAGCGGACUUCUGCGAACCUCCUGCACCACGCAAUGAAUUAAGAUCCGAUACGAGAAACCUGGAUGAAAUAUUUGAACGCGAAUCAAACAAGUAUUGGUCGGUUCAAGAGGCAAGAAAAGCUAUAAUAGACCAAGACGGCGAUUAUGAUUUCGAAUUACAACAAAUUGUUAAAAAUAGAUCGUACGAGUUCAAAGAUGGCACUUACUACACGACAGGAACUACACCGAAAAAAUAUAAUUGGAAAGAGAAUGUUCAAGAUUUCGGCACUUGCUGUCACUUAGCAGCCGAAGAUCUGCGUAGGAGGAUAGAAGAGCAAACAAAAACACCAACUGCGGACACAACAUUUAUGCUUUUGAAACAAGUUGAGAGCUUUAUCCUACUCGUGUUAAAUUUUAUCAAACAAACUAUACCAUUUGACACCAAGACCCGAGAAUAUGCCCGGAUGAACAAAUGGAGAAAUAAAUGGAAGAAUUGGUAUCAAUUGUCGAUCGUGUUUCCUAAUGUACUGGCUUAUUAUAUGAUGGUUCCUUCUGGAUCACGCUCGUUAUCAUCUACCGAUGUAAUCAUUCCACUUAUAUUGAAAAUAAUCAAAACACCGUAUCAAAGUUUAUCCUACAAUCGUGAUGGGGCAAAUGCCGUCGCCAUGUUUGGACCAUGGCUCAUAGCGACAGUCUAUUCUUCGGAUUGCGACGAAGAAGUUUACAAGAGGACGAUACUCGAUGGCAGCCAAGAGUAUAAGAACGUUGUUAAAGAGUUGACUUUACCCUAUAGCGUAAAACGUUUCGGCAAAGGACUUCAUCGCGAUGGAACAUACAUAUCGCAUGAGACAGUUCUAGGGUUCGGGUAUUUGAAAAUGAUGUGUUCGAAGUACACCAUGUACGUGUACUCGUUUGACAAAACUUUGAAAGAUACACCGGCACCGCAAUGUAAUCGAGUCCUAGCUCUGAUACUUCAUCAGAGCGUUGCUCGUGGUCCUCCGGGAAUACUUAAUCGAGGUAAUAACUUCAGAACUGAUACAAAUCCGAAAGCAACUCAGGGUAGUAAAAUUAUGCCACUAGCUCGAGUUUUACGAGUCAAUACGGCCAACUGCAGAUUUUUCGUGCGCGGUGUUACCGCUGGUAUCGGAUUCUACGAGGCAGAUCACUCCAGCGACUUGUACUCCCAGUACUGGGUUCAAUCUCGUAUACCAUUCAGAGGAGAUUCCAUAACUGAUAUUCCCGAAUUCAAACACGCCUAUGGUUUGAUAUUUUCCACAGAUCACGAUAAUUAUACUCAACUAAAAUCCCGCACUGAAACCACCGAUAUUUAUUACCCCACCGAUGAUUCGUGGAGUAUUGUUGGAAGUUUAGGUACCAACGAAGAAACCCAACAAGAAUUUCUGAGACAAAAUUACGCGAUACUUCAUUACGGCAAAUAUCGUGUCUACGAGUACAUUCGUUAUGCGCAUCGUGAUGCAAACCGAGUAGUCGUAGAUUUAGAAAUCGAUAAUCGCCAAGGAGAUAAAGAAUUGGGUAUCCGGUAUAGUUCAGUCGAAGUAGAUCCUAAUAAAAUGGAUGAUAAUUAUAAGAAUAACUUGCGAGUGAUGAAAAUUGAAAAAGGGAAAAUCGCGAGAUUACAGCAUGACGUGAACUUGGCGAAAUGCACAAUCAAGACAAUUCUCGAGGAGAAGAAUUUGCCCGAAGCUAUGUGGCCAAAUAUCGAUACCAAACAGACGACUUUAAUUUUGCAUAAAUACCAGGACCGUAACGAUGUGUGGACUUUGAAUACAGUCGACAAUGUAAUAUCGUCCUCUGUUUCUGGUAUUCAUUCGUGCGCUGCUCCUUUGCCUAAUGAAAUGGAAAACGAGUCGAUUCGCGAUGAUAAAUUUGUUUUUGACAAAAAUCAAAACAUUUACACGUAUAAAAAAUCCAGCGCUAAGUGCCAUUUACUUAGAUGGUUAUCAUGGCUCUACAAGCCAAAAGGGUGCAUUUGAUGUCUUUUGCAUUAAACUGAACGAAGUCCCAUCCCAAUUUUUGAGUUUUACUAUCAUGUACAUUGGAAUGUCAAGCUCAAAAAAAAGUUCUUUUUACAGCUUCUAACAACUCAUGAGCUCUCAAGCCUUCAACAAAUUAUUUUCUCAUAUAUUUGCGUAUUAAUCAUGUUCAAGAAAAUCUUUACUGUUUCAUUC